AGAGGAGAGGAGAGCAAACAAGACGCUCUCAUGACGCGAUGGCUUCAGGCUGGAAAACAGACACACACUCAUCCAUCGCCUGCGUCUGAGGAAACAUGAUACUGUUCAGCUGAAAUGAGCUCUCACUGAGAGCCGAGAUGACGCUGUCCUCCGUUUGAACCCCCUGUGAUUUAAAUCAACACCAAGGUCUGGAUUGGACUAUAAUUCCUCCUCUUUUUGGUGUUUCAAGAGACAUUUAUUGCUCUGGAGUAGAUCACACGUGGACUCAGAAGGAUGUUUUUUAAAGGGAAAAUUUGUGGAGUUUUGUAUGCCAGGCUCCUUCUGUGCCCAGCAGGAAUGUAAUGGAAUAAUCACAAACUCAAAUAAAGGGCAUGUCUAAAGGUUGAGCCCUGCAACGUUGCAGCAAAGAGAUGAAGCUCUGACCAAAGUGGAUGAUUGUCCACUAAAUGAACAAACACAAGACCUACAUCUGAUUUCCCAGCACUCUUGUCUUGCUGCUGUGUGGAACAGUUCUACAGGAAAGGGCUACAUAGACAAAACCUGUCCUCUUGGCUGAUAUCAUUCAACUUUGACAGCAAAAGUCAUGCCUCUCCCAAGAUCCAUUAUGUUCCAGGAGGCAUCAUAAGGAGCACAUCUGAAUGUUUUGCCCUGUCCUCUCAACGGGGUGAUGGAAUAAAGUGUGAGACAAGGCAUUUACAGACGCUAACAUCUCCAACAGACAGUAGGAAAACCUUGGAUCUGAACAUCCAGCCCCUUCCCCUGGCUGCAGUCUGGAGUAAGGGGUGUGCUCGGAGGUUCACCCCCACCAGGCUGCCACUUGCAGAUGGAGGCCCACCAACACUCCCCAGAUAGCAGCAGUGAGGAGUGCACCGUCCUGGAGGCUCCGCCCGGCAAAAACGCCUGCCCCCAACAUGCAGGGAAGGUGGCAGACCUGUACUGUUCGGCCUGCGAGUGUGCGCUGUGUGAGGACUGUGUGUCGGACCAUGAGGAGCACCCAAAGGUGCCCCUCAGCCAGGCCCUGGAGGAGCACCGCAGCCGCCUGCAGGAGAGGCUGGGCGUCGUCCAGAACAGACUCCCUCAGAUUUCAGACGCCCUGUCCUUCGUCAAGGAGAUCCUCCAACAGCUGAGCAAUCAGAGAGCUUCCAUCGAAGAGGACAUCCAGUCAAGCUUCGAGGAUCUGCACAAGCAGCUGGAUGUCCGGAAGAGUGUUCUGCUAAUGGAGCUGGAGGUCACAUACGGACUCAAACAGAAGGUCCUCCAGGCUCAGAUGGACAGCCUUGUCCGGGGAGAGGGGGACAUCACCGCCUGCUGUACCCAGACGGAGGAGGCUCUGGCUGGGGAGGCGUGUGUGGCGAGCCUUCAGGUGGAGCAGGAGCUGAAGGAGAGGCUAGGGGAGCUGGCCGGCCUCGGUCUGCCGUGUCAGCCGGAGGAGAACGACCAGCUGGAUCUGGUGAUGGAGACAGACGGGCUGAGGAAGUCCAUACACAACCUGGGGACCAUCGUCACGACCAGUGCGGUGGCAAGCCAGAGUGAAGCCAUGGGUGCUGGCCUGGAGCAGUGCAUUGUGGGACAUCCUGCCUCGGUUACCAUAGUGACAAGAGACAAGUCAGGGGGAGCCUGCAAGAGUGGCAAUGCGAUCCUGUCAGCUGAGGUCUUCACACCAGAUGGCAGCAUAGUGGACGGGGAAAUAGUGGACCACAAGAAUGGGACUUAUGAGUUUGUGUACACAGUGCCGAAGGAGGGCGACUUCUCGUUGGCUCUCCGUUUGUACGACCAGCACAUUAAAGGAAGUCCCUUCAAACUGACCGUCAACAGGGUCUCAGAGACCGAAGUCGAGGUGUCUCCCUCCACCACCACAGCAACCAACUCAGCAGCCUACGCCACCCCGUCCACGGGCUCCUCUGAUGGGGCGAAGAGACGUGGGAAGUCACCCGGCCAGAAGAAAAAAGGCUCCAAGAGGGCCAGCAGCGCCUUGGGCACCCCACGACGCAAAACCCAGAACCCUAUAGAGGACGACCUUAUCUUCAGGAUCGGAACAAAGGGACGGAAUAAAGGAGAGUUUACCAACCUUCAAGGAGUGGCUGCCUCCUCCACUGGCAGGAUACUGAUAGCUGACAGCAACAAUCAGUGUGUCCAGAUUUUCUCCAACGAGGGGGAAUUCAAGAGUCGUUUUGGGGUGCGGGGACGGUCGCCGGGGCAACUCCAGCGUCCCACAGGCGUGGCCGUGCACCCCAGCGGUGACAUCAUCAUUGCCGACUACGACAACAAGUGGGUCAGCAUCUUCUCUGGCGAGGGCAAGUUCAAGACAAAGCUUGGCUCCGGCAGACUCAUGGGGCCAAAGGGCGUGUCCGUGGACCAGAACGGUCAUGUGAUCGUGGUUGACAACAAGGCGUGCACUGUCUUCAUCUUCCAGCUGACCGGCAAGCUCAUCACCAAGUUUGGUAGUCGAGGCAACGGUGACAAGCAAUUUGCAGGUCCACACUUUGCAGCUGUGAACAAGAACAAUGAGAUCAUCGUGACUGACUUCCAUAACCACUCCGUCAAGGUUUUCACCCUUGAGGGCGAGCUGGUGUUGAAAUUUGGCUCUAACGGUGAGGGAAACGGCCAGUUCAACGCGCCUACUGGUGUAGCUGUGGACAUUAAUGGGAACAUCAUCGUAGCUGACUGGGGCAACAGCAGAAUACAGGUGUUUGACGGCAGCGGCUCCUUCCUCUCCUACAUCAACACGUCAGCGGACCCUCUGUACGGACCCCAAGGUCUGGCUCUGACCUCAGAUGGACAUGUGGUAGUGGCUGACUCUGGCAACCACUGCUUCAAAGUCUACCGCUACCUACAAUGAUGGAGGACUGGAUGGAGAAGUGAAGCAGAGGAAGGAAAGACAGAUGGAGGGAGCAGUUGUCGGAGUGGAGAGAUGUGCACGAUGUCAAAUUCUAGGAAUUAUUGCAUGAACCUUUUCUGCAGUCUGUAACGAAGGAGGGAGGGAUGGAUGGAAAAGAGGAGGAAGCAAAGAAGAAGGAUUAGUCAUCAUCACAUCAUCAGACCACAGUGAACCUAUGAUCUGCUUUUGACAUCUUCGAUAACUUGGAUAAAGUAUGAUCAUAGUAAUCUUCAACACCUGAAACAGUGGAUGAGAAAGACUGGUCUUUGAACUACAUCUUCUUGUAGUCUAAAGAGGGAUAAGAAGAAUAGUAGAUGAGGGGGAAUGGAUUGAUGGUGGAUUCAAGACUUUGCUGCACUAAUGCAAAUUUGAGGAAACUCGCAGUGGGACCCUGGAGUGAUGCAAGACUGGAGUAAAAACAGAUAUGCAACAACUGCAUCAUGAUGUCAAAUUCUAAAACUCCCUCUUUCUCCCAGUUUGGCAUUAAUAUAAAAAUGGAGGAGUGAAUGAAAAAAACAGUUUUAAACAAAAGUAAGAAAAAACACAGGCUGCAAAAAGAGAUGAUGAAAAAUGUCUUUGGAAACCACUGCUUCCUAAACGGAGGGUAUGACGAAUAAAGGGAUUGGCGAAGUAUCGAAGGCAUGAGUGAACAAAUAAAGUUUGGUGUUUUGCAGAGAAUGGAUUAAAGGAUUAAAAGUUUUCUAAUGUUCUGCCUUCUCAUAUGUAUGUAACAGACAAAUGAAUGGCCAUCGAGCUAAAAGAUGUCUACGUCUUGGUUUCUCAGUCUGGGUUGGUACCACAGAUUCCCCCUACUGCUUUUUGUACAGUAGAUUAAAUUCCUCCAUCAACAUAUAUUCUAACAUUUGGAAGCAUUAGCUACCAACUCUUCAGGCCCAGACACACCAAACUGACUUCAGAGAACUAGCAGCGACAAAGGUUGCCUCACGUCGCCUAUGUGUGCAAAGACUUCAACCCACAGCCAACCAGCACAUAUGAUCUGUGCCUGCAGGUGGCAGUUGUCUGUAAUCGUCAUUCAAAAAGGGAAAACAGAAGACCAGCCUGUUCUCAUUCUGAAGUCAUCAAAUAAUGCCGCUUUGCCAGUGAUUUUAGAAUCAGACGCUGAUGCCAAAAGCCACCCUUAGUGGCCGUAUGAUGCGCCGCCGGGUGGCGUCAGUGUGCAACUGAACCUUUGGCGGCUUUAUGAUACUCCGCUGGUUGGCUGGACGGCAGCUGUCGCAGCAUGUGAAACAUGUGGCUGUACGAGACGCUGCUGGUAACAAAGUAAUAUAAGGAAGGGGAGGUGGAUGAGUCCAACAAACCCCACACUUUUACCCAGGAGGCCAUGAUGUUUUUUUCUAAACAUAACCAUGUGCUUUUGUUGACAUCCUGGCAUUGGUUGCAGCGUCCUGGAGCGUAAAUAGCAUAUGCCAAACGAUACCUAGCGUGGAAUGUACAGACAUGAAAGGCGACUGCGAAAUGGCGAUAUGCGACAACUUUGGAAUGAGAACAGGUUGAGAAGGCUGUCUUGACGUUAGUUGGCCAGUUAGCACAUUACCAACACAAUCCAAUGUUGAAAGAACGGAGAAUAUUUAUCGUGUGCCAAAGAACAAUAACACAAACCAUCAAGAUUUGUUUCCGCUAAAGAACUCACUGGCUAAAGAAAAACAAUCUCACCUUCCUGGUCUCACUCCCUCUUGACUUUAGCUCUUUAUUCAACACAUUGAAUCGGCGUAAAAAAAGCCAACGACUGACGAGGGCCAAUGGUGCGGGACACACCGCAGUGAUGAGGGCCGCUGGCGCUCACUGACGCUCACUGAAGGCCCAACAUUGACCGACGCUUGAACGUCAUUUUGGUGUGUCAGGGCCUUUAGAGCUCAUCAGGGCACCCUUGAUCAAAGCACUUAACAUCAAACUGGUCCAGCAGUAGAGAACUGUGGUUGUACUGGAAAACUUCCAGCAGUGAACGUGUAUAUCUGUAAAUAUUCAGCAAGGAAUCACUUAAAAAGGGCAUUCUCACCCAGCCAAAUUUACAGUACAAUGACUUUAUUGUUGAAUGAGAAAGAAAUCUCAUUAGACUAAGACAUGGGCCACUUUUAGCCUGUUGUCCAUUGUUUGUACAUUAGGAUUGUCUGAAUGUGGAAUGUUUAUUUACUUUCCUGCCAUAUGCUAGUAUUCUAUCAAAGUCUAAGGCAAUAGAUUCAUCAAUAGAAAUGAUUGCUUAACUCUGGUUCUGAUUGUCUGGAUGAUUGUUCCAAUUGGUUGACUGACACGGUAGCUUUGACGAGCAGCAUCGUCUUAUCUAUGCUUGGUUUGGGUGUUAAUAUAUUUUUUCCUGACAAAUCUGUUGCAAGGAGAAGAAAAGCGUCUAUAAAUCUAUCCUAUAUAUUUGUGAGAAUACCUUUAAUAAUAUCCUGUAAAAUGUUCAAAUUCAUUGGCAUAUUUGGAAUCAGCAACAUCUCUCCUCACUUGUUUCUGCUCGCCGUCUCAGUGACAAACACCAGGAGGCCGGGGGAGGAGAAUCUAGAACAUUCUUCGACAUUGCCAAGGUUUCUAGAAUGCUCUGACAAUUCCCAGAAGUGCUGUCGCUGGCUUGUACGACUCCACGUCCUGUCACCGCUCAUAAAACAAUACCCCAGUGUUCUAAAAGCAUGCCUCUGUAUUACGUGAUUGUUGACAUCAAACUUACCACUACGCAUUUGAACUGUAAGCUCCCCAUUUUACAAACAGAUCACACGCACCCAAGAAGACUCGCAGUAACGUUGAGUAAAGGACAAGAGACGAGACAAUGUGAAGCAUUUAAAAAUGACUUUUGGAAAAGUGUCAUAUUAAUAACAGUAAUACAAAGCAUUUAAAUAGGCAAGAAAUGCAUUUCAGUUACUCACAUUAGCAUUCAGUUAGACAGUUUCAACCUUUAUCAUCAAUACAGAAAACAUCUUUGGCUUGUCGGGGAAAUGGUGUCCUAUCAAGUUCACACUGGAUCAAACAGUAAACUAUAUGUAAGUUAUUACUUUUAUUUAUUUAUUUAUUUAUCAAUUCCAUCAUUUCAAUCUUUCUCUCUUGCCAUUUGAUUGUGUUCCACCGUGUGCAUUGAAAUUCUUAAGUGCCCAUUAUACUUAUUGUUUUUGUACAUUUUGUCUGUUCUGUUGAAUCAAAACAUGAUUGUUGGUCUUUGAUACAUUUUAUACUGACUGUUGUGAGUGGACAAAUCAGCGUGUCAGAGUUGUCUCGUUUGAAAGUCAUCAUGCUGUAGGGGACAAAUAAUCAAGCUAGCCAGUUCGCAAAAACAGUUUGUUAGCAUUCUGAUUGAAACCACUGGACAUGUUUAGCACAAAGCGAAUAAGUUAGCUGUAGCUAAGAGUACAAUGUUCAAGCUUUUUGACCAAGUACGGAGGUUUAUUUUGAAAUGUGAACAACUGGUGCUUCUCAAAGUCAAGGAACGAUCCUUAAACGGCUGAACUUCAAGGAGGCUACGUUACUGAAUAACGCCCUUUGAAUUCUACCGAGGACAGUCUUUCCUUCAGAGAACUUUCAAGGAUGCAUGUGUGUAUCCUCAGCAGACGGGAAGAACCCACAAACCUUUGAACAGGAUUUGCCCGAAUUGAAGGCGGGGCCUCUUCAGUGACACACACCUGGGCACUCACAGGCCUUUUCCAGUGUGUGUUUACCACAUGCUAGGAAGGAGUCUUGCCUAGUCUCUGUAGAUCCCAAGUUGGGAGGACUCGUCCUACCAAAGAAGCAUCCUUGACUUUGAGAAGCACUGUCGGUCCCUUUUGUAACAAAGGGUACAACUAGUUAAAAGCUAACUUGGUUUCAAUGCUGAAUGCUAAUGCUAGCUGUCACUUUUACAGAUGGGUAAGACAAAAACAGUUUGAUAAGCGAACGUUCGAUAAAAGUCGUCAGAGUCCCAAAAAGAAGUUCAUGUCGUUUCCCUAAUUGUGCUGAUUGUCAGUUUGUUAAAGGUACAUUCUCUGACUUUGUUUAAGCACCCAAUACUGCUGUCAAAUCUCCAACUUUGCUCAUCGCCAGUGAACUGGUUGAAGACUUUUGGAUUUGUUGGCAGUAUUGAUUGUUUCAACAGAAUCAGAUUGUGUCUUCUGAAGUAAUCUGGGCCUUGUUUGCUGAUGAUUUAGCCUUAAUGUCUAAUACAAAUGAAUGUUAUUCAGUGUUGACAUGAUGGAUUUGCCUUCUCAGUGACCUUGAUUUGAAAUGUACUGCAAACAUGAGUAAGUUAGUUGACAACCAUUUCAGACAUAUUGCUCAUUUGUAGACUACACAUCCAUUUGAGGGAACUUCCGAAAUUCUGACAACUGGAAAAAGACAUUCCUAAAUCAACACAACAGAAAGAAGCUACAUUAGUCAUUACAAACACACACAUGGCUCGAGCAUCAUUGUUGGUUUGCACCAUGUGAUCAACGCUGCUGUUCUUUUUCCUCAAAUGGAUAUGUAGUGUUUUUGGAACACAGCUCUUAAAGCACUGAUCAGUUUCUUACAGUUUCUCUUGCCUGCUCUUUCUCUCUCUGUAUUUACUAUCUGUCAUGUCUGUUCACUGUUAUGAACCGUCUCUUUAAUAUUCACACACACUCAACACUGAAAUAAAGCAUUGAUUCCUAAAUGGCA
This is a messenger RNA of Epinephelus moara (kelp grouper), 7495 nucleotides long. RefSeq names its product tripartite motif-containing protein 2-like. Gene Ontology annotation, molecular function: ubiquitin protein ligase activity; translation repressor activity; zinc ion binding. The transcript is spliced from 15 exons. The coding region runs from base 824 to 2839 and encodes 671 amino acids. Gene Ontology annotation, biological process: protein polyubiquitination; negative regulation of translation; proteasome-mediated ubiquitin-dependent protein catabolic process. The record is from RefSeq and is a predicted model, not a curated record. Lineage: Eukaryota; Metazoa; Chordata; Actinopteri; Perciformes; Serranidae.